GGCUCGAGGGUGGCUGCUGGAGGGAGCCGCCGCCGCUGCCGCCGGUGCUCGCCAGGAUUCCCGCGGGGCGCAUGGGGCGCUUCGAGCCGGGAUCGCGCGCGAAGAACGCGCGCAGCCUCCUGCUGCGGUGAGAAGCCGCGCUGGGACGCCCCCAAGACCGCAAACUGCCAGAAGGAUGACCAUGGCUGGGGGCAGAAGGGGGCUGGUGGCCCCGCAAAACACGUUUCUGGAGAAUAUCGUCCGGCGGUCCAAUGAUACAAAUUUUGUGUUGGGGAAUGCCCAGAUAGUGGACUGGCCUAUCGUGUAUAGCAAUGAUGGAUUUUGCAAGCUGUCUGGCUACCACAGGGCAGAAGUGAUGCAAAAAAGCAGUACCUGCAGUUUUAUGUAUGGGGAGCUAACUGAUAAAGACACAGUUGAAAAGGUGCGGCAAACAUUUGAGAACUAUGAGAUGAAUUCCUUUGAAAUUUUGAUGUACAAGAAGAACAGGACACCUGUGUGGUUCUUUGUGAAAAUUGCUCCAAUUCGAAACGAACAGGAUAAAGUGGUUUUAUUUCUUUGUACUUUCAGUGACAUAACAGCUUUCAAGCAGCCAAUUGAGGAUGAUUCAUGUAAAGGUUGGGGGAAGUUUGCUCGGCUGACCAGAGCACUAACAAGCAGUCGGGGUGUCCUGCAGCAGCUGGCCCCCAGUGUGCAGAAAGGUGAGAACGUCCACAAGCACUCCCGCUUGGCAGAGGUCUUGCAGCUGGGCUCUGACAUCCUUCCCCAAUACAAGCAAGAGGCACCAAAGACUCCUCCUCACAUCAUCUUGCAUUACUGUGUUUUUAAGACCACGUGGGAUUGGAUCAUCUUGAUCUUAACCUUCUACACAGCCAUCUUGGUCCCUUACAAUGUUUCCUUUAAAACCAGACAGAACAAUGUGGCCUGGCUGGUUGUGGAUAGUAUCGUAGAUGUCAUCUUCUUGGUGGACAUUGUGCUGAAUUUUCAUACCACGUUUGUUGGACCAGCUGGGGAAGUGAUUUCUGACCCCAAACUCAUCCGCAUGAACUACUUGAAGACGUGGUUUGUGAUUGACCUUCUGUCCUGUUUGCCGUACGAUGUCAUCAACGCAUUUGAGAACGUGGAUGAGGGCAUCAGCAGCCUGUUCAGCUCUCUCAAAGUUGUCCGACUGCUGCGUCUGGGGCGAGUGGCCCGUAAGCUGGACCACUAUAUUGAAUACGGAGCUGCGGUACUGGUCCUGCUGGUGUGUGUGUUUGGACUGGCUGCUCAUUGGAUGGCCUGCAUCUGGUACAGCAUCGGGGACUAUGAGAUCUUUGAUGAGGACACCAAGACAAUCCGCAAUAACAGCUGGCUCUACCAACUGGCCAUGGACAUCGGCACCCCUUACCAGUUUAAUGGAUCUGGCUCUGGGAAGUGGGAAGGUGGUCCCAGCAAGAAUUCCGUCUACAUCUCCUCGUUGUAUUUCACCAUGACCAGCCUCACCAGCGUGGGCUUUGGGAACAUUGCCCCAUCCACAGACAUCGAGAAGAUCUUUGCAGUGGCCAUCAUGAUGAUUGGAUCACUCCUCUAUGCCACCAUCUUUGGGAAUGUCACAACCAUUUUCCAGCAGAUGUAUGCCAACACCAACAGAUACCAUGAGAUGCUCAACAGUGUUCGGGACUUCCUGAAGUUGUACCAGGUGCCAAAAGGACUGAGUGAGCGAGUCAUGGAUUAUAUUGUGUCCACCUGGUCCAUGUCCAGAGGCAUUGACACAGAGAAGGUCCUACAGAUCUGCCCCAAGGACAUGAGAGCUGACAUCUGUGUGCAUCUGAACCGAAAGGUGUUCAAGGAGCAUCCAGCCUUUCGGCUGGCCAGCGACGGCUGCCUGCGGGCACUGGCCAUGGAGUUCCAGACGGUGCACUGUGCCCCAGGAGAUCUCAUCUACCAUGCAGGCGAGAGCGUGGACAGUCUCUGCUUUGUGGUGUCUGGCUCCCUGGAGGUGAUCCAGGAUGAUGAGGUGGUGGCCAUCCUAGGGAAAGGAGAUGUGUUUGGAGAUGUGUUCUGGAAGGAAUCCACCCUUGCCCAGUCCUGUGCCAACGUCAGAGCCUUGACCUACUGUGACCUGCACGUGAUCAAACGUGAUGCUCUGCAGAAAGUGCUGGAAUUCUACACAGCCUUCUCCCACUCCUUCUCUCGGAACCUCAUUCUCACCUACAACUUGAGGAAGAGGAUUGUGUUCCGGAAGAUCAGUGAUGUGAAACGGGAAGAGGAAGAGAGGAUGAAACGGAAGAAUGAGGCCCCCCUGAUCUUGCCCCCAGAUCACCCUGUCCGGCGACUCUUCCAGAGGUUCCGACAGCAGAAAGAGGCUAGGCUAGCUGCAGAAAGAGGGGGCCGGGACCUGGACGACCUGGACGUGGAGAAGGGUAAUGUCCUUACAGAGCACUCCUCGGCUAACCACAGCAUUGUGAAGGCCAGCAUCAUCACUGUCCGGGAGAGCCCUGCCACUCCCGUCUCCUUCCAGCCAGCCUCUACCUCUGGGGUGCCUGACCAUGCCAAGCUGCACGCACCAGGGUCAGAGUGCCUGGGCCCUAAGGCGGGAGGGGGCGACUGUGCCAAACGCAAAGGUUGGGCCCGCUUCAAAGAUGCUUGUGGGAAGGGCGAGGACUGGAACAAGGUCUCCAAGGCUGAGUCUAUGGAGACGCUCCCUGAGAGGACAAAGGCUUCAUCAGGGGAGGCCACACUGAAGAAGACAGACUCCUGUGACAGCGGCAUUACCAAGAGCGACUUGCGUCUGGACAAUGUUGGCGAGGCCAGGAGUCCCCAGGACCGGAGUCCCAUCUUGGCAGAGGUCAAGCAUUCUUUCUACCCCAUCCCUGAGCAGACACUGCAAGCCAUGGUCCUGGAGGUGAAACAUGAGCUGAAGGAGGACAUCAAGGCCCUGAACACCAAAAUGACAAACAUUGAGAAACAGCUCUCUGAGAUACUCAGGAUAUUAACUUCGAGAAGGUCCUCUCAGUCUCCUCAGGAGCUGUUUGAGAUAUCAAGACCUCAGUCCCCAGAGUCAGAAAGAGAUGUUUUUGGAGCAAGCUGAGAGGUCUUUAAAAAUAAAUAAAUAAAAGACAGAAACCUACAACCCUGC
Molecule: messenger RNA, 3115 nt
Organism: Chrysochloris asiatica (Cape golden mole)
Lineage: Eukaryota; Metazoa; Chordata; Mammalia; Afrosoricida; Chrysochloridae
Gene: KCNH1
Product: potassium voltage-gated channel, subfamily H (eag-related), member 1
Exons: 11
Coding region: 176-3067 (963 amino acids)
Biological process (GO): regulation of membrane potential; potassium ion transmembrane transport
Cellular component (GO): membrane
Molecular function (GO): delayed rectifier potassium channel activity
Source: RefSeq, a predicted model, not a curated record